This is a messenger RNA of Exophiala spinifera, 1830 nucleotides long. RefSeq lists its product as uncharacterized. NCBI's taxonomy places the organism in Eukaryota, Fungi, Ascomycota, Eurotiomycetes, Chaetothyriales, Herpotrichiellaceae. The transcript has a single exon. Gene Ontology annotation, cellular component: kinetochore; centrosome; kinesin complex. The coding region runs from base 1 to 1830 and encodes 609 amino acids. Gene Ontology annotation, molecular function: microtubule binding. The record is from RefSeq and is a predicted model, not a curated record. Gene Ontology annotation, biological process: microtubule nucleation; establishment of mitotic spindle orientation; chromosome segregation.
AUGCCCCUAUCCGAUGGGAUUCCCUCGUCUCCUCCCGGCCCAGGGUCUUCCUUGGAGGAUUCCCUGAAAUACUAUAAGGCGCAGUAUGAACUGCUAGAAGCCGAACUGGAAGAAUUCCAAACUUCCAGCAAAGAACUCGAAGCUGAGUUGGAGAAAGACAUUGAUGCGUCAGAAAAACGCGAGCGACAAUUGAAGGAGAAGGCCAGCAACCUACAAUACGAAGUGGACGAAUGGAAAGCCAAAUACAAGCAAUCCAAAACCGAAGCCUCCAAUGCUCAGAAUGCGCUACAGAAAGAGAUUACCGAAUUGCGGGACGCCAACCGCAACCUGCAGAUGCGCCUGCGCGACAUCGAAGUUGCCAAUGACGACUUUGAGAGAAAGCAACGAAACACGGAGUCGUCGCUAGAAGACAUGGAAGCCAAAUACAACCAGACAAUCGAGCGAAGCGUACUGCUCGAAGAUGAGUUGCGGUCAAGUGAGCAAGACCGAGAAGGGCUGCGUAUUGAAGCGCAGCGACUGCGAGAUGAGCUCUCUGAUCUCAAGAUCGAGGCCGACAUCACAAAAGAGAAGUUAAGAAAAGCAGAGGCCACCGCUCGAAAACGCUUGACCCUACAUCCUAUCCACAUCACCAGCUCGUCUCCGCGAUCAGAACUCUCCCCUACCACGACCAAUGCUUCCUCUCCGACAUUUGACACCCCUCCAGCAAAGACUGCGUCUUCCUCCGGUCUCUCAGACACGCCCACACCCCCGUCCCCUCCUAUAUCAGACAAUUCGAGCAACGUCUCCAAACCAUUCGCAACACCCGGGAUUCCCAAACGAUCUUCGCUGGCCGGUGCGACCGCCAUCCAGAGGCCACCGUCUUCCAUUUCCAAUUCCAGACCGAAUGGCCAUGUGCGAGGACCGUCGGUUUUGUCUCGAACUGGACCUUCUGCUUCGUUCCGCCAAAGCUUGUCCAAGAAUAGCGCUCUGCCUCAAAGAUCGUCUGGACUACCUCAGUCUGCGUCUCUGGUCCACAUUAGGAACCUGCGGGGCAAGAUGCAAAAACUCGAAGAGCGAGUGCACAAUGCAAGGUCUAAGCUUCCUGCCCCUGUAAAUACCCCGCCCAAAAUGUCCCCCAGGUCGGGAUCGGCGCUGGGCAACCACAUUCCCUCGUCGGUGACGGUGCGAACACGUAAACGGACUGGUGGCAGCACCAUCAGUGGCGCCGACUCGUUACCUGACAAGGCUCAAGAAUCUCCGUUGAAGGCAAGAGCCAGGCCGAGCACGUCAUCUCUGAGUUUCCAACAACCGCCAUCUCCCACGAGGGGUGAUAUGGCUGCGCCGCCGCCUCUACGGCCGUCAUCACGAACAAGUGGCAUAUCAGGCCGAUCGUCCUUCGUUCCAAGUCACAGCCGACCGGGCAGCCGGGCCAGUGUUUCGGGAUUCCGAGCACCUCUUGGAAGCGGUGUCGGGUCAAAUUAUGCUCCGAACGCAUCGACGGAUAGAAUUCGGCCGAAGAGCAGCCUCAGCAGCUAUGGUUAUGAUGGCACAUUGGACGAAGAUGACAGUGAGAUGGCAUUGGGUGAUGUGAAGGAUGCAGCUACCCCGACACCGCGGCGGACGACGUUUGCGAAACGAAGCAGUGACAUUGGGACUAGUAUACCUAGUCCAAGCAAACGGACGAGCUUCGGAAGUGCUGCAACAACAAAAUUGCCUGGGUUGGGUAGGCGGCCUAGUGCUAGUUUUGUACGGGUGGCCAGCGGGCCUGGACCCGGAUCUGGAGAUAUGAGACCUCCAUCUCGCCAGUUGGAUCAUGUUCAGGAAGGUUACGACGUGAAUGAAUCUUAUUGA